Molecule: messenger RNA, 651 nt
Organism: Miscanthus lutarioriparius
Lineage: Eukaryota; Viridiplantae; Streptophyta; Magnoliopsida; Poales; Poaceae
Source: the annotation of a GenBank genome assembly
AUGCUGUCCACUGUUGGUGGGGCACGUCGCGGCGGCGGCGGCGCGGUGCCGCGCUGUGCGGCCGGCGGAGGGUGCAGGCGGGCUGAGGGCGCCAUCAGGUCGGCGGUCCGGCGGUGGCCGCGGGCGGACCGAGGGCGCAGCCAGGUAGGUGGUCCGGCGCGGUGGUGCAGUGCCACGCCGCACGGCCUCGGAGGGCGCAGGCGGGCCAGGCGAGUCGUCCGGUCGCAGCGUGCCGUGCCGGGAGGCGUCGCAGUAGGGGCCGGGGCCGCUGCGGCACCGCUCGGCGGCCUCGUCGUCACCGCGGCUUCGUCGGAGGCAGGUUGCGGGGUGCCGCGCGGUGGUGGCGACAUCGCCGGGGGAGAUGUGGAUCGGGAAGAGGAGCCGAGGAGGAGGAGAUGCGUCGCAGCAGGUGCCGGGGCCGGGGCCGCUGCGGCGCCCCUCGUCCCGGAGGCGAUGCUGGUUCGAGGAAUCAGGAUUUUUUUUUUUUCUGUGUCGGGCUCUUCUACGGAUGGGGGACGGGCUCUUCGAGGGAGUCCGGGUCUCCGGGAGCGACCUGGAAACUUCCAGCAUGGGCGACGUGGAGGGGAGCAGAAGGAAACGACAGGAGCGCUACAAGGUAACAGUAACAACCGUCCGUACAUCUACGCGUGA